This is a messenger RNA of Arachis stenosperma, 4521 nucleotides long. RefSeq names its product disease resistance protein RUN1-like. Lineage: Eukaryota; Viridiplantae; Streptophyta; Magnoliopsida; Fabales; Fabaceae. The transcript has 5 exons. Gene Ontology annotation, biological process: defense response; signal transduction. The record is from RefSeq and is a predicted model, not a curated record. Gene Ontology annotation, molecular function: ATP hydrolysis activity; ADP binding. The coding region runs from base 570 to 3968 and encodes 1132 amino acids.
UUAGUGGGAACUGGGAAGGAAAGAAGCAGCAGCUUUUUGAUGAGAAUACUUUAUCUAUUUUGGGAUUUAAUUUUCAUAUAAUAAAUUUAAUUAUGCUUUUAUUUGUUUCAUACACAUUUCAUGACUUUUAUAAAAUUGUCUCGACAUAUUGGCACAAUUAGAUGUAGUUCAUCACAUAGACUGAUAGACAAUAUAUGCUAUUUGGUUAAAUUGUUUUUUCAUAUUAGAAAUUACAGCAGAAUUUGUAAAUUAUUAUAUAUCUAAGUAAAUAUAAAAUGUGAGAGGAUACUAUAAAUUUGAUAUGUAAGAGCAUAAGUGUCCUGAGUAUUUCACUAAUGAAAGUGAAUUCUUGUUAUCCUCAUUUACAUCCAUAAUGUUUGUAAGAUUAUAUAAUUAUAAAAGUUCUGCUACUGUUGAAAGUCAAGUCAACUAGUCAAGUACUCUCAUUGAUUCAUCAACCUUUUUUCCCGUUUUAUCUUCCAAGGAAGUUUCAUUGCUGAAUUUAUAACCGAGCUUGCCAUUGUGAUUUGUGAAUCAUUCUAUCAUUACAUUGUUCUGCAUUUACAGGGAUGGAAAAUCGAGCUUCAACUUCUGGGACCAUGUUUACUAACUACGAUAUCUUUCUGAGUUUCAGGGGUGAAGACACACGUCAUGGAUUCACAGGUCAUCUCUAUGAUGCUCUCUGCCGCAACGGAAUCAACACCUUCAUCGAUGAUGAGAGUCUCAGAACAGGAGAAACAAUUCGACCUCAACUCCUUCAAUCCAUUGAAGCCUCAAAGAUCUCCAUUAUUGUUUUCUCAACAAACUAUGCAGCUUCAACAUGGUGCCUUGAUGAACUCGUUAAGAUCCUGCAAUGUCACAGGGAAAGGAACCAACUUGUGUUUCCGGUCUUCUACAAAGUAGAGCCCUCAGAUGUACGGCAUCAGAGGAACACUUACAAGGAAGCCAUGGAUGCUCAUGAAAUCAGGUUUGGUUGUCACUCUCAGAAGGUGAAAGAAUGGAAGGAAGCUUUGGCAGAAACAUCCAACAUGAAAGGCUUUCAUUUGAAACAAGGGUAUGAAUUCAAGUUUAUUCAAGAAAUUGUAAGCAAGGCAUUGACUCAUAUACCUCCAAGACAAUUACUUAUUGAGGAUCGUAUGAUUGGAUUGCAAACUCGAGUUGUAGAAGUGGAGUCACAUCUAUAUUCAUCGUACAGCACAUCUAAGUACAAGAUAUUAUCCAAUAUCAAAUCACCCAAACCAAAGCUCUACAAUAACAAUACCAUGUUGGGGAUUGUUGGAAUUGGUGGGAGUGGAAAGACGACACUUGCCAAAGCCUUGUAUAACUCCAUCUGUGGCCGGUUUGAAUGUGCUUGUUUUCUUUUCAAUGUUAGAAAAAUUUCAGAUCAAGAAGAGGGCCUAGUACGUCUACAGCAAACGCUCCUCUCAAAGUUGCUUGGGGAGGGGGAAAUCAAGGUCCGCAGUGUCGAGGAAGGAAUCAGUAUGAUCAAAGAGAAACUUAGCAAAAAAAGAGCUCUUAUUGUUCUUGAUGAUGUUGAUAAGAUAGAACAAUUAAAAGCAUUUGCAGGAGAAUGUGAUUGGUUUAGUGACGAGACUCGAAUUGUUAUGACAACAAGGGAUAAAUAUCUUCUAACAGCUCAUAAAGUCGAAAAGAUUUACAAGAUGAAAUUGCUAAGUGACCCUGAAUCUCUAGAGCUCUUCUGUUGGAAUGCCUUCAAAAUGACAAGGCCCGAAGCAAACUAUGAAGGCCUAUCCAAUCAAGCAAUACAUUAUGCCCAGGGUCUCCCAUUAGCCUUAAAGGUUAUAGGCUCUAAUUUGAUUAAUAAAAAUUUAAAAGAGUGGAAGUCUGCUUUGGACAAAUAUGAGAAGAAUCCUCCUAAAGACAUUCAAAGUGUUCUUAGAGUAAGCUAUGAUAGUCUUGAAGGCAAUGAAAAGGAUAUUUUUCUUGACAUAGCAUGCUUCUUCAAUGGGAAGAAAUGUGAAUAUGUAAAAAAUGUAUUAGAUGGAUGUGGUAUGUUUACAGAAGAUGGUAUUAGAAUACUAGUUGAUAAAUCUCUCUUAACUAUCAACGAUGGUUACUUGAGGAUGCAUGAUCUAAUACAGAAUAUGGGUAGAGAGAUUGUGAAGCAGGAGGCACCAAAAGACGUUAGUAAACGCAGCAGAUUAUGGUUUCAUGAAGAUGUUCUUAAGCUACUAACCGAAGAUAAAGAAAAUAAAAAAAUUGAAGGAAUAAAGCUUGUUCAAUGUGAAGAAGAUGAUUGGACUGAUACUGCCUUUGUGAAGAUGAAGCAACUUAGAAUUCUCAUUCUUCGGAACACAAACCUUUCAUGUGGGACUAUUCAUCUACCUAAGCAAUUAAGGCUACUUGAUUGGAGGGGGUACCCUUCAAAUUCUAUCCCAUCGGACUUAAAAGAAAUUGUUGCCUUCAGUUUGCGUCAUAGUCCUCUGACGUUGGAAAAGCCGUUUCAGAACUUUGGGCAUUUGACUUACAUGAAUUUCUCCCAUUGUGAAUCGAUCACUCAUUUUCCUAAUGUAUCUGAAGCCCAAUGUUUAAGAAAGUUGAUACUCAAUGGAUGCAUAAACUUGGUUAGGUUUGAUGAAUCAGUUGGAUUUCUCCCAAACCUUACAUAUUUGAGAGCUUCAAAGUGCAUUAAGUUAAGAAAGUUUCUUUCAAGAAUUUGUUUGCCUUCACUAGAGCACCUUUCCUUUAACUGGUGUAGAAGACUUGGACUCUUCCCAGACAUAGUGGGAAAGAUGGAUAAGCCACUAAAGAUUUGUUUGAAAGCUACUGCUAUUCAAGAGCUUCCAGAUUCCUUUGUUGAUCUUGUAGGACUUCACUAUUUAGAUUUGACAAGUUGCGAGAAACUUGGUUAUCUUCCAAGCUGCUUAUUUAUGCUGCCAAAUUUUGUCACAUUGAAAGUUGGAGGAUGCCCUCAACUUGGUGGAUCGUUUGCAAGAUUCAGAGAAAGCCUUUCAACUAAUGCAGAGUGCCGUCCAAGUUUAGAAACUCUACAUUUCAGCCAUGCAAGUUUAUGUGACGAAGAUCUUCAUGUAAUUAUGCUGAGUUUUCCAAACUUGGAAGUCUUAAAUGUUUCAUUAAACAACUUCGUGUCUAUUCCAGCAUGCGUUCAAGAAUUGUCCUACUUGACAAGUUUGGAUUUGAGUUAUUGCCUAAAUCUUCAAGAAAUUCCAAAACUUCCCUCUAGUGUUAGGAAAGUGGAUCUGAGACACUGCGAUUCCUUAAGUGCAAGCACCACAAGUAUGCUAUGGUCACAGGUGCGCGAAGAGAUAUAUAAAUUACAAGUUGUGAUGCCAACUUCCAAUACAAAGAUUCCAAAAUGGUGGGACGAUCGUACAAGUUGGAAGCACGAUCCACAGGACCUGAAUUUCUGGGCACGUGGCAAGUUCCCAGUUGUGGCUUUGGCGUUUGUGUUUGGAGAAAUGAACUAUCAAUCUGUUGGGCUGGACUUGUCCAUUGACUCUGGGGAUGUAAACUCUACAUACCAACCAUCGCAUAAUUUCAGAGUUGCUGAAAAUCAUGUGUUGUUGUGCGACCUACGACUAUGGUUCAGUGAUGAGGAGUGGAAGAGACUUGAUGCACAUGUUGAGCAUGGUAACACAUGGAAGACAGUGAAGGUGAGGUGUGUACCAGACAUCAUCCCAGUUCAUUGGGGAGUGUAUGUUUACAAGGAACAAACAAGCAUGAAAGAUGUCCAAUUUCAGGAUUGGGAGGCGGUUAACUUGAGUUGGACAGAGCCUUCUGUGAAGAAGAGAUUAUCUUCUGCUGAGGAACUUUACAUUGCUAGCUUCUCAGAAAGCCUCAAAACUGUGGUAAAAAAUUUGAAGCGGCUUAUGGCUCCAAGAGAAGAGCAAAGCUUUUGCUUAAUGCAACAUGACAGAGAUAAGGACAAAGAUGAGGCUGAGGAUGAGGAUGAGGAUGAGGAAGGAGAGUCAGACAUGGAAGCCUAGAGGCUGCUUAGGUUCCCCAUAGGAAACAUGCAAUGAGUUGACACUGUACUUGGUCAAUGGUCAGUUUAGUUUUGUUCAAAUAAUUUGUAGUCAUAAAUUAGCUUUUAUUCUUCACGUUGGGUUAUUAAAAUUUGCGUUUUCUCUGAGAACUAUAUAUUUAGCUUCAAAGUGGUGUUUAGAGGAAGGUGCCAAGAUCCUCGAGUGUCAGAAGCAAAAGGGCCAGCAAAUAGAGCCAUCGGAUGUACGGCAUCAGAGAAAUAGUUAUAAACUUGGCAUGGCUAUUACUCUGAGAAGUGCAGAGGUGUUACAUACAUAGAUUAAAUGAACCAAUGUGUAUUAGAGACACUGAGAAGCAUAUAUAGAUUCUCCACUCAAAAGAAGAAAGCUGGCAUGCUCUGGUUACUACUUACUAUUAUCAGCCAGCUAUGGCUUGAUGAUGGUGAAUUGUUAUGAGUAGAACGAGAGUGACCAAUUCUCUUAUUCUCCAUAGCUAACCAGCCAGUCAGUGCAAAUAGCCACCACUCCAGCAAUUAAUUUUUAGAUUUAUUCAAAA